GCACGUUGCUACAACGCCCGCUGUAACCGAUGCGCCGGCGGCCGAUGCCACCGCCAACGCGGCCGUCGCCGCGCCGGGACUCGAUCUACGCGGGUCCGAGCGCCUCGGACGAAAGCCUUCGUGCACCGUCGUACUACACCAAGCUACUGGCGGCAGCGACCGGCCGCAGUCUCAAGCAGAACGACGAUCUUGCGCGCUGGCUCCUCGAGACGCAUCCUGUCGUGCACGCGACGCUGACCUCGUGGGCCGUGCGAGGCAGCGUUGACAUCACGGCCCUUGUCGCGAUGAUGACGAUGCAGACGCACGCGGCAGGCGCGGCGAUCGUGACGCAGGAUGUGACACCUGCGGGAAGUCUCUUUGUCGUCGCGACGGGCUCGUGUACCGAGUACGUGCGGCCGCACCGGUUUGGUCACAGCCGGCGCAAGCGGCAGAUGCCGGCGCGGUCCUGGCGCACGCUCACGCCUGGCCAGAGCUUUGGCCUCGACGCGCUCUACUACAACUUUGAGUAUCACUACGUCACGGUCGCGUCCAACGGCCACAUUGAGCGUAGCGCAAUCGGGCUCCCGACCAACACGCCCGCGCUACUCUUUGCGCUAACGCCGGCGACGCCAGCGGACGAAGCGCUGGUUGCGUCGCUUGUUCCGACGUCGCCGCCGUUCCCGUACGACGUGAACGUGUUGCGCAGCCUUCAAGCGACGUUCCUCUUUGCAGGAUUGGCGACACCGGCGCUCGAGUUUAUUGCUGGACACGUGCCGCCGCUCCUGGCCGUGCCCCGGGGCGAGUACCUCUUCACGGCCGGGCAGCCGACCGGCAUCUACCUUGUCGCCAGCGGCGAGCUCCGCGUGUACACGAUCGACGACGUCGUCCUUGUUCAAUCCGAAGACCGCCACGUGGCAACGCGCCGCGUCGAGUUGCAGAUCUUGCGGCCCAUGGACGUUGCGGGGCUCUCCGAGAGCUGCGUCGGGGACGACGCGACGUUCACGACGUAUAGCGUCGCGUCCGUCCUCACGCACGUCUACGUACUGCCGACGAACGCGCUCUUUUCGGUCUUGACGCCGUCGACACGGGCGUUCCAGAGCGUUUGCGCCUACUUUCGCGUCCAGCGCGACUGGUUCAAGUUGCGGCGGUUCACGGCGCUGAACCGCUACAACGUCGAGGUCGAGCACAAGCUAACGCCGUCCAUGCAGCGCAAGAGCUUACUCCCGUGCGGCCGCUGCGGCGAGCCAGGCCACCUCUCAGACGCAAUCGUCUGCAAGCACCACGUGGACGUAACGAUGGACGGGCCGAUGCAGCUCGAGGUGCUGCGGGCUCGAGACGCAGCGCGGACAGCGCGACUGGCAGCGCUCGAGGCUGACGUGCGACCGCCAUCGCUGAUUGUCUUGCCUUCGGACGGCACCUCCCGCCUCGAUCGCGUGUUGGCACGGCUGGAUGCGGCCCUCGGCGCCGUCCAUCGACCGUCGUAAGCUGCCGACUAAGAAAAAAGACAUGUUGAUUAAAGAGAUUAGUGAUGGUUGUAU
Molecule: messenger RNA, 1517 nt
Organism: Saprolegnia diclina VS20
Lineage: Eukaryota; Oomycota; Saprolegniomycetes; Saprolegniales; Saprolegniaceae
Exons: 1
Coding region: 30-1463 (477 amino acids)
Source: RefSeq, a predicted model, not a curated record